UGCGAAAAGCUCAGCAUUUCAUUUAAAUUACCAAGCAUGGAUAAGAAGAAGAAGCAGAAGCACAUAACACAGAACAAACCAAAACAGCAAUCGACCAUGGAAAAGAAGAAGAAGAAGCAACAGCAGAAUGAGAAUCACAAGAGCAAGAGCAUUCACGAUAUUCUCCCUCUUGAGCUGAUUCACAGAAUCUUACUUAGGGUUCCGCUCAAACAACUCGGUCGCCUCAAGUGCGUUUCGAAGAUUUGGAACACUCUCAUUUCCGAUCUCGACUUUGCGAAAUCGCAUGUUCACCUCUCUGCCGCACCCACCCAUGUAUGCCUCUUCAUAGAUGACUACUCCGAGGCUUGCUCCGUUGACAUUGACGCAGUAUUUGACCGCCACAAGAGUGCUACUGCAUUAAAAGAGGUAUCUCUCCCUUUCAAGAUGAAAACACAUUAUGAUUUUGAAGUUAUGUGCUCCUGCAGAGGGCUUGUUCUCUUACAUCGAGCCCCGCAUUUUUUUGUCGUAUGGAAUCCAGUGACUGGAUCCAGCAAAAGAGUAUCCUACUCUCACAUUGUUUCUUGUUAUAAUCGCAAGUGGUUUAUGUUUCCCCGUAGUGCGAUUUUGUAUGGAUUUGGUUACGAUGCUUCACAGGAUGACUACUUAGUUGUUGUAGCUUCUCAGGAUAAGAAUGGCCAAGAGCACUUUGAUUGCCUGUCUUUGAAAACCAAUUCAUGGAUUAAUCUUGAUUUUGCACUCUCCAAACCCUUGGGUUGGAGCAACUGGGAAUCUAGUGGCAGUGGGUUCUUCUUGAAUGGCGCUAUUCAUUGGUCGUCUUGCACUCUUAGAGUUAGAGAUUAUAGUAUUCUUAUAUUUGAUUUGAAGGAAAGGAGUUUCUCAACCAUAUCUAUGCCUGAACAAGUGAUGGGUUAUCUCAAUCCCACUCAUCUCGGCCUACUAGGAGGGUGCUUGGCCUUGUAUUCUUGUGAAUGCGAUAAAACUAACAUAUGGGUGAUGAAAGAAUACAAAGUGCAUUCAUCUUGGACUUUCUAUCAGAUUUCUCGUGGACAGUAUGCACCUCUAUGCUUAUCCAAUGGUAGUGACAUUGUUGCACUAGAUUCUAGUCUGAUAUUUAUAGAUAGCUACUUAAGGUUUGCCAAAUCUAAUGUCAGAGGAGAGCUCCUCCAACUCAAAUGUUUUGAUUGUCGUCAUGUGAGACAUUUUAAAGGUUGGUCUAGUCGGUGGUGUAAGGACUGCAAAAACUACAUUGUAUACACAGAGAGUCUCGUGCCAGUCCCUAAUGAGAUUAAGGAUAAGGAUAAGGAUAAGAAGAAGAAAAAUGGCCAUCCGAAUAAGAAGAACGAUGUCAAACAAGGAAAGAGAACUAGGAGCGAAUGACUCAACAACAGAGACACUUAAUUAUGUUGUAAAUAAAGUGUAGGAUUGGCAAGUUCAGCUGGAAGAAGCUUCGAGAGAAUUUUGUUUUAUUUUGCUUUUGCAUUAAAGUUUGAUUUCCCUUCCAACUAUGAAUGCCAAAAAGUGGAACAUUUGAAAGUGCAGAUAGAGUUUCCUCUAGUUAAAUCAAAUCUCUUAUAUUAUCUGUUUUAUCUUUAUUCAAUAUUGCCUUGGUUGAGUUAUAAUGUCUGCAACAGAAUAUCACACAUCAAUAUUAGAUUUAACAUGUAAACUAAUUGUUAGUUUGUCAA
Molecule: messenger RNA, 1685 nt
Organism: Arachis stenosperma
Lineage: Eukaryota; Viridiplantae; Streptophyta; Magnoliopsida; Fabales; Fabaceae
Product: F-box/kelch-repeat protein At3g23880-like
Exons: 2
Coding region: 37-1377 (446 amino acids)
Molecular function (GO): protein binding
Source: RefSeq, a predicted model, not a curated record